Molecule: messenger RNA, 1938 nt
Organism: Thlaspi arvense
Lineage: Eukaryota; Viridiplantae; Streptophyta; Magnoliopsida; Brassicales; Brassicaceae
Source: the annotation of a GenBank genome assembly
AGAAGAGGAAGAGGCAAAGUUUCUCUCCUAUCGUCGUCUCCUCCACACCAGUUUACCAUUUCCCAGUGAACCAAGAACAAACUCUUAAAGCUUUGUGCCUUUCUGGGUCAGGAAUGUUCUCAAGCGGUAACGUCACCGCUAGGGUUUUCGAGCGUCAGAUUCGAACUGCUCCUCGCGGAGCUACCGUGAAUCGAGCUAGAAACUUCUACGAAAACCUAGUCCCAAGCUUCACUCUCUACGAUGUCGAAUGUCCCGAUCACUGUUUCCGCAAAUUCACUGAAGACGGGCUCUUCCUCAUCAGUUUCAGCCGCAAUCACCAAGAGCUCAUAGUUUAUCGUCCCUCUUGGCUCACUUACACUUCCGAUUCCGACGAUACGGUUCCUCCUCUUCCUCGCCGUGCUUCGAGGUUCGAUAGCUUCUUCACUCAGCUCUACUCCGUGAAUCUCGCCUCCGCGAAUGAGCUCAUCUGUAAAGACUUCUUCCUCUACUUCCACACUCACCGAUUCGGUCUCUUCGCUGCUUCAACUGCUCAGAUCCAUGACUCAGCUCCUUCUCCCGGCGCUGUUCCUGGUGUUCCUUCGAUCGACAAAAUCACUUUCAUUUUGCUCCGAUUAGACGAUGGUGUGAUCCUCGACGAAAGGGUUUUUCUUCAUGAUUUCGUCAAUUUGGCUUAUAACAUGGGGGUUUUCCUCUAUGAUGAUCUUCUCGCGAUUCUAUCUUUGCGAUAUCAGAAAAUUCAUCUUCUCCAGAUUAGGGAUUCGGGUCAUCUCGUCGAUGCUCGUGCAAUUGGGUACUUUUGUCGCGAAGAUGAUGAGCUUUUCCUCAAUUCCAAUUCUCAGGCGAUGAUGACUCAAGAUAAGAACAAACAGCAAAGUUUAUCUGGGAACAGGGAAGAUGAUGCGGAGAAUAAUGGGUUACAUCAUAGCCAACCAAAUCCUGAGAAUUCGUUUCUUAGUGGCAUUAAGCAACGGCUACUUUCCUUCAUCUUCAGAGAGAUUUGGAAUGAAGAAUCGGAUAACACACUGAGGGUCCAAAGCCUGAAGAAGAAGUUCUAUUUCCAUUUCCAGGAUUAUGUCGACUUAAUUAUCUGGAAGGUUCAGUUUUUGGAUCGGCAUCACCUGCUAAUCAAAUUUGGCAGUGUAGAUGGUGGGGUAGGAAGAAAUGCUGAUCAUCUUUCAGCUUUCUUCGCGGUGUAUAAUAUGGAAACAACUGACAUUGUAGCAUUUUAUCAGAACUCAGCAGAAGAUCUUUACCAAUUAUUUGAGCAAUUCAGUGAUCACUUUACAGUAUCAAGUAGUUCACCGUUCAUGAACUUUGUCACAUCGCAUUCUAACAGCGUCCACGCUCUUGAACAACUAAAGUACAUGAAGAACAAAGCAAACAGUUUUUCUCAGUUUGUGAAGAAGAUGUUGGUCUCUUUGCCUUUUAGUUGUCAGUCACAAAGUCCUUCUCCAUAUUUCGACCAAUCUCUCUUUCGGUUCGAUGAAAAGUUAAUAUCUGCAGCAGAUAGGCAUAGACAAUCAUCAGACAAUCCAAUCAAGUUUAUAUCUCGAAGACAACCGCAAACGCUGAAAUUCAAGAUUAAACCAGGACCAGAGUGUGGAAGUGCAGAUGGUCGGAGCAAGAAGAUAUGUUCAUUCCUCUUCCAUCCUCAUUUACCACUUGCCAUUUCUAUUCAACAAACACUGUUCAUGCCUCCUUCUGUCGUCAAUAUCCAUUUUCGGAGAUGAACUCUCUAUCUCAUGUAGAUGGUUUCCUUAUAUAUCUAUUGUUUGUUAAAUAAAAAUAUCUCAAAACACGCAAUUUUCUCAAAAACAAAAUUACACAUUACACGCAGUCUUUUUGUAUCUAUGUAUCCUAAAAAGAAAAAGUCUACAUUUUGACAAAUAACAAAAUAAUUGAUAAUCUUGACAACUAUGUACAUAGGCUUCAUUACAG